This is a messenger RNA of Galleria mellonella (greater wax moth), 786 nucleotides long. RefSeq names its product transcription initiation factor TFIID subunit 12 (gene Taf12). Gene Ontology annotation, biological process: RNA polymerase II preinitiation complex assembly; DNA-templated transcription initiation. The record is from RefSeq and is a predicted model, not a curated record. Gene Ontology annotation, molecular function: TBP-class protein binding; protein heterodimerization activity; DNA binding. Gene Ontology annotation, cellular component: transcription factor TFIID complex; SAGA complex; SLIK (SAGA-like) complex. The transcript has 3 exons. Lineage: Eukaryota; Metazoa; Arthropoda; Insecta; Lepidoptera; Pyralidae. Bases 183 to 716 code for a protein of 177 amino acids.
GUAGUAAUCAGAAUUGCUUAUUUUUACAUAGAAGGGUAUGUGACUAGAGGAAUCUCUCCAAUAUUUUUUUUACAAAUUAAAACUGAAAAGUUUAUAUUAAAAGUACUAUUUUCCUAACAUUUUUUUAAAUAAUAUAAUCACCAAAUAUUUUAUUGUGAUUUGAAACGAAUUUGUAAUAAACAAUGGCUAAUAAUUCUAUGAGCCAGGCUCCUAAUAUGCCUAGUAUAGGAACUAUAAAUCAAGGAACAAUACAAUACGUGAAUAAUCCGAUGCAAAGUCCACAAUUGCAAUCGAGUUCAAUACAAAGCUCUCCCUCACAGCAUAGCCCAAUGGGUACUCAAGUGCAAACCACCGCUAAACCUGCAACAAGUGUAUCUGGAGACCAGACUACUCAGCUUCUCAGCCGGCCUCGAUUACAAGAAUUAGUCAGAGAGAUAGACCCCACAGUCCAACUGGACGAGGAAGUGGAGGAAAUGUUGCUACAACUGGCAGAUGACUUUAUAGACACAACAUUAAAUGCAUCAUGUUCACUGGCAAAACACAGACAUGCUCCAACUGUGGAGCUUAGAGAUGUACAGUUACAUUUAGAAAGACAGUGGAAUAUGUGGAUACCUGGGUUUGGUAAUGAUGAACUACGACCAUACAAACGUGCAGCUGUCACAGAAGCGCAUAAGCAACGCAUGGCUCUUAUACGGAAAACUAUAAAGAAAUACUAGUAUCAUUCUUAAGUACAUUAUAGUUUUAGUGUAAAUAAAAAUUCUGUGAAUUGAUUUUAAAAAUUAAUAA